GUAGAACACUACCAAAAACUACAUACAAAACUAUCGUUUAAUCAUUUUUAAAAUCAUCACACACUAGUGAUAAAUUGAUAGUCAUUCUCAGAUGGGGACGAUGGAGGCGGAGAUACGAUCACCGGCGCCGGUGACUGUAAAGCCAAAUCCGAGCAAAGGAGUAACUUCAAAAGCAGUUGAUUGGCUUGAAAAACUUAUUGUAAAGUUAAUGUAUGAUUCUUCACAGCCUCAUCACUGGCUUUUUGGUAAUUUCGCUCCUGUUGAUGAAACUCCGCCCUGUACUGAUCUUCCUGUUAUCGGUCACCUUCCGGAGUGCCUGAAUGGCGAGUUUGUUAGAGUUGGUCCGAAUCCGAAGUUUGCCCCUGUAGCUGGCUAUCACUGGUUUGAUGGAGACGGUAUGAUCCAUGGCCUCCGCAUCAAAGAUGGAAAAGCAACUUAUCUCUCUCGUUAUGUGAAGACAUCUCGUUUGGCACAAGAGGAAUAUUUUGGAGGAGCCAAGUUUAUGAAGAUAGGAGAUCUUAAAGGAUUUUUUGGAUUAGUGAUGGUCCACAUGCAAAUGCUUCGCGCAAAAUUGAAAGUGCUUGAUCUUUCUUAUGGCCAGGGCACGGGAAACACGGCACUCGUUUAUCACGAUGGAAAGCUCUUGGCAUUAUCAGAAGGAGAUAAACCAUAUGCUAUUAAGGUUUUGGAGGAUGGUGACCUGCAAACUCUUGGCUUGAUGGAUUAUGAUAAGAGGCUUUCUCACUCUUUCACUGCUCAUCCAAAAGUUGAUCCAGUCACUGGUGAGAUGUUUGCCUUUGGAUAUGGACAAGCACCACCAUAUGUCACGUAUCGGGUGAUUUCAAAGGAUGGUGCAAUGAAUGAUCCUGUGCCAAUAACGAUACCAGAACCAAUAAUGAUGCAUGAUUUUGCAAUUACUGAGAAUUAUGCAAUCUUCAUGGAUCUACCUUUGUACUUUAGACCUAAAGAAAUGGUGAAAGAGAAAAAGUUGAUUUUCACAUUUGAUGCAACAAAGAAAGCUCGAUUUGGUAUCCUUCCACGGUAUGCAAAGAAUGAAUCCCAGAUUAAAUGGUUUGAACUUCCAAAUUGCUUCAUAUUUCACAAUGCCAAUGCAUGGGAAGAAGGAGAUGAAGUUGUUCUGAUCACAUGCCGCCUUCAGAAUCCAAAUUUGGACAUGGUUGGUGGAGGUGUUAAAGAAAAGCUUGAAAAUUUUGCCAAUGAGCUGUAUGAAAUGAGAUUCAACAUGGAAAAUGGUCUUGCUUCCCAGAAGAAGUUAUCAGAGUCUGCUGUUGAUUUUCCCAGGGUCAAUGAGUCUUACACUGGCAGGAAACAACGAUUUGUGUACGGGACUAGGCUUGACAGCAUUGCAAAGGUCACUGGAAUCGUUAAAUUUGAUUUACAUGCGGAACCUGAGGUUGGAAAAACAAAACUUGAGAUUGGUGGAAACGUUCAAGGCAUAUACGAUCUUGGGCCAGGUAGAUUUGGUUCAGAGGCAAUUUUUGUUCCUCGAGUGCCUGGAGUCGAUUCUGAAGAAGAUGAUGGCUACUUGAUCUUCUUUACUCAUGAUGAGAGCACAGGAAAAUCAUCAGUAACAGUUAUAGAUGCAAAAACAAUGUCUCCUGAUCCAGUUGCAGUUGUUCAAUUGCCCCAUAGAGUUCCAUAUGGUUUCCAUGCUUUCUUUGUGACAGAGGAGCAAAUUCAGGAACAGGCAAAUUUCUGAGGCCUUAGAAGGUCAAAACACAUUCAGGGGUGUAUGGAAAGUUACAUGUAGUACAUAGCUUCUACUUCAAGUUCGUAUCUGGCAUCAAUACACUUUUUAUACGCAUUGUUGGUAUAUCAUAAUAUGAAUCCAGUGUACAGACAUCGAUACUCUAUAUGUGAUAUACAGUUCCUACCGUGGCAUUUAUAUCUA
Messenger RNA from Erigeron canadensis, 1912 nucleotides. RefSeq names its product carotenoid 9,10(9',10')-cleavage dioxygenase 1. Lineage: Eukaryota; Viridiplantae; Streptophyta; Magnoliopsida; Asterales; Asteraceae. The coding region runs from base 92 to 1720 and encodes 542 amino acids. Gene Ontology annotation, cellular component: chloroplast stroma. Gene Ontology annotation, biological process: carotene catabolic process. The transcript has 14 exons. Gene Ontology annotation, molecular function: carotenoid dioxygenase activity. The record is from RefSeq and is a predicted model, not a curated record.